Molecule: messenger RNA, 426 nt
Organism: Peronospora belbahrii
Lineage: Eukaryota; Oomycota; Peronosporomycetes; Peronosporales; Peronosporaceae
Source: the annotation of a GenBank genome assembly
AUGGAUCAUAUUACCUCUCUGCUCAGGGCGUCGCGAAUGGCCCAGGCGAUAGCUGAAGGAUACGAAGAAUGCGUUUUUUGCCGUUUUGGUGCUAGCGAGGCAAUCCGCUACGAUCGAGAGCCAGGGUUAAAAUCAGAUUUUUUUCGGGCGUUUAGUUGCAUGGUAGGCCAGCAUCAACAGGCUGCCAUGGUCUAUCGACCUCAGGCGAAUGGUACCUUGAGGAGGAUGGUUCAGAUCCUGACUAGGUCCAUCAAGAUGUAUGUCUUUGAUUUCAGGCAGCAGGACUGGGAUGAAUAUGUAGAAUGCUUAGCGUUUGCGAUGAACACCGCGCAGACCGACUCCGGAAAAGGACACCAUUUUAUCUGGUCCAUGGUUGGGAUGCUAGAACCUACCUCUCUAAGUUUAAGUUUGCACCUUACACUAUAG